AUGGAAGAAGCUCAAGAGUUGUUGGUGGAAGUGCCAGAGGCGCCUGCCACCCCUGGAAGCUGGCGCUGGAAAGCCAUGGGCUCUGUAGUCGUGCUGGCACUGGUGGGCUGCGCAGCGUUCGCAUACAAGACCAUGCCUGCAGAAGAGCCUGCGUGGACAUCCAGUGUGAUGCAGACCAUCAACGAUUGGGAGGAAAUCCCUGGGAUCGACAAGGUCAUCGAGCACGCCAAGACCCUCGAGCUGAAGCAGCCCCUGCGCAACUUGAACGACUUGUUCUAUGAGUCCCAACCGGAGGAACUGCCAUGGAUUCGCACCGAGUGUGUGAUCGACGUGGUUCAGGGCGCCGCCUACUUGGGACAGGCAGUGGUCUUCUUGUACAAGGCCAUUGACUACGACGGGCUCAAGUGCCCAAACAACUCUCCAGUGGGCUGCGCUGCCAGUGUGGCGGGUUUCAUCACCUCCAUCACCUGGAUCGCCUCUUACCUCUCCUUCGCCGCCAACGCCUGUGGCGCCGCCGUCAACUCUGGUGCCCUCUGCGCGGGAGACUGGACGGCCCUGAUGGCGAACUUUGGCGAGAUGGCGACUGUUGGUGCAGCUGUCAAGGAGGACUGCGACUUCAACAAGGACUGGAUCGCCCUGCUUCACGUGACCGACGCCAACCCCCUGCCACCCAACUGGCAAGCCUUCGUCCCUGCUGGCGCCGCACCCACCGUGGAGACCAUCGCCAAGGUGGACGCGCUCCGUACGUCAAAGCGCAACCGCAACUUCGACCUCACGCAGUGCGUCAUGGCGGACGUGACGAACGCGGCCUCCUACAUUGUGCGUGUCAUCUUGCAGAUCCGCUCUGCGGCCAGCGCCUGCCCCGAGCCAAAGGCCUGCGCGAUCAACAUCAUGAACAUUAUCAGCUCCUUCGCGUGGAUCUCCCAAUUUACGGCAUUGGCCGUGUCGGACUGCUGGACCAAGGGAAGCCAGAAGGCACUCUGCGCUGCCGAUAUCUCUGACAUGGUGGCGGCGGUCACCAACGGCCCAGCGGCCGGCAUCGCCACUACCUCUGAUUGUGCUGAUAUGCCGGACCCUGUGGAGGAGGAGAAGCAUCUUCCAAUGGACUAAGACAGAGGAGCCAAGGAGAGACAUCGGUGCCGCGGUUGCCACACUGGUGCUCCAUCACAGGCAGGGACGCAGGCAACCGCAUCGAAGAGUCACACAACGUGCAUUGAAUCGAAGAGUCAAACGACAUCGGAAGAACAGCGGUUUUUUAAAGCUUUUUUUGGGUGUGUUUGGUAGAAUUAUCCUUAUUAUGUUGUACCAAGUCACAAACCACCAUGGGGUGGUUGUUUUCCUCAUUUGUCAGGUCAAGGGUCGCUAGAUUGUGUGUCAGCGACUGUGCCCCGUCCUUCCUCCCUUCUCCGCCUUCUGACAGAGUGGAGCGCGGUGGAGUGCCUUGCGGGUUUGGGCAGAGUGAGCACGAAGAGAUGCUACUGUUAGAACGGAUGUCAGAAUACAUCACAGAGAGAGCGUGCCAGAGCAUCGCAAAUGAUGGAAGGUUUGAUGCCAGAACACAUGUCAGAACCUAUGACAAAACAAACCUCGGAACACAUAUCAGAACCGAAGUCGACCACAUUUUGCAACACAUUUCAGGAUAUACAUAAUGCCAGGUCUUGAUGCGAGAGCACAGCACAUGUCAGAAGUACAUGCCAGAAGAUAUGUCAGACGGAAGGCGACAGAACACAGACAGACAUACACAAGUUGAUAGAACACAUGUCGGACUGCGUGCCAAUGCUUUGAAGUCAGUUCUGGGCAGGUGUGGGGAUCACUCGAAGUGAAGUAGUUAGUUUGUUUUGGGAUGCAGGGAAAGGGGUUCUCCAAGGUCCAAGGGGUUAAGGAUUGGGUAUAUAUGUAUAUAGAUCUUCGGAGGUGCUGAGGGCAACGCCGUCAGGAGGCCGCGCGUACCGUCCAG
This is a messenger RNA of Durusdinium trenchii, 1957 nucleotides long. Lineage: Eukaryota; Dinophyceae; Suessiales; Symbiodiniaceae. The record is from the annotation of a GenBank genome assembly.